This is a messenger RNA of Saccharomycopsis crataegensis, 2103 nucleotides long. RefSeq names its product Fmp40p (gene FMP40). Lineage: Eukaryota; Fungi; Ascomycota; Saccharomycetes; Ascoideales; Saccharomycopsidaceae. Gene Ontology annotation, cellular component: mitochondrion. The transcript has a single exon. Gene Ontology annotation, biological process: protein adenylylation. Bases 1 to 2103 code for a protein of 700 amino acids. Gene Ontology annotation, molecular function: AMPylase activity. The record is from RefSeq and is a predicted model, not a curated record.
AUGAAUAGGGUUAUUAAUAAGAAAUUUGUUGGUAGACAAACAGUCAAUAAGAAAAGAGCCGUCUCGAAUAGCACAAGACACAACAUUUUUUUGAAAGCACUGAAUCUGAUUAGGUCUUAUUCAGUGAAACCUGAAGAACCUUCACCAGUAACAACGAUGAGUGAUAGCAGUUAUGUUUCGCUAAUUGACAAGUACAAACCUCCAUCAUUCACAAAGCACUUAGCGGCAGAUAUAAGGGUUCCUUUUGCUCCAUACCACUUGAUUCCUGAUGAUCUCAAAAUCCCGGGCCGGAGCUAUGAUUCGAUGGCCGAUUUUUCCCAAAAGAAGUAUCAGAAUAAUGAACAACCACCAUUGGAGGAUCACUCAGUCGAGAUCAAAGGUGGCAUGAAGUAUGAUAAGUAUUUGAGCGAACUGUAUUUGCACAAGCCUAGGCAGCUAUUAUCAGGGGCAUUUAGCUACUCAUUACCUGAAGCUAGAAAGCAACACAAAUUCUUAACAGUUUCCCCCAACGCCAUGAAGGAUCUAAAUUUGAAUGCCGAGUAUGAAUUAAACAAGGAAAACAAUACUUAUUUUGAGGAGAUUUUGGGAGGACAGAAAAUCGUUGAAAAAACGUUUCCUUACAGUCAAGCUUAUGCUGGAUUUCAAUUUGGCCAGUUUGCAGGUCAAUUAGGUGAUGGAAGAGUUAUCAAUUUAUUUGAAGUAGAGGGUGACAAUGGUCAGAAGUUCGAGAUUCAGUUAAAAGGAGCAGGUAAAACUGCAUUCUCGAGGUUUGCCGAUGGGAAAGCAAUUUUGAGAUCCAGUGUACGAGAAUUUAUUAUUUCUGAGUACUUGAAUGCUAUUGGAAUUCCAACAACCAGAUCUUUGGCAAUUACUUCAUUAACAAAAACCUACGCCCAAAGAGAAAGGGCUUUGUCAUGUGCGAUAGUUGCCCGAUUUGCUCCAAGCUGGGUCAGAGUUGGUACAUUUGAUUUGUACCGAGCCAGAGGAGAUAGGAAAGGCUUGCGAAAAAUGGCAGACUAUUGUAUCGAACAUGUUUUUGGAGGAGAAGGUAAACUAGGUGAUGUAGUUAUUGAUGGAGGGGCAACGAAAUAUGAUAAACUAUAUCUAGAAAUUGUCAGAAGAAAUGCAAGAACUACAGCAAUGUGCCAAGUGUAUGGAUUUUUGAAUGGUGUCCUUAACACUGACAAUACUUCAAUUAUGGGACUCUGUAUUGAUUUUGGACCAUUCGCAAUAAUGGAUAAGUUUAAUCCUGGUUAUACUCCGAAUAGUGAAGAUGGAGAAAACAGAUAUGGCUAUGAUAAUGUCCCAAGUUCUGUUUGGUGGAAUUUGACAAGAUUGGGUGAAGAUUUGGGAGAAUUAAUAGGUGCUGGACCGAAAUUCGUCAAUGAUGAGAGCUUAUUAAAAGGGAAUAUUGAUGCUGAGUUAGAGGGCAAAAUCAUUGGUAGGGCAAAUAAAGUCAUUGACAUGGCACAACAAGAAUAUCAGGAUGAAUUUUUGAAAACGUAUAUUGAAACUUUUGGUAAAAGGUUGGGAUUGGCGAAGGUAAAUACUGGGGAUAACGAUGAAUUGAUUUCUCCAAUGCUAAAAAUGAUGUGGGAAACUGAAAUAAAUUAUAAUAAGUUUUUUGUGACUUUGAGUAAUAUCGAGUUUUUCAAAAAGCCUGGAGGCAUUGAAACUAACAGUCCAGCACAAUCGCAUGAUUAUUUGGAACUGGCAAAAAAAUUCAUUCCUUUGAAUUUUCAAAAUUCCAAAGGUUGGUCUACAGAAGAAAUUGCUGGCAAGAUUGCUGAAUUUUUGAAGAUCUACCAUCAAAGAUUGAUUGAUGAAUCUACUAUGAGUGAUAACUCGCGUCUUUUGGUUUCCAAGUCAUUCAAUCCGAAAUUCGUUCCUAGUAGUUGGGUUAUGGAAGAAGUUGUUGAAACGUUGAGAGAAAACAAAUGUGAUGAUAUUUCCACUUUAAAGAAAUUGACGAAAAUGAUUUGUUCACCAUUUGAUGAGAAUAGUUGGGGAGAAGAGCUACCAGAUGUUCAAAAGAGAUGGAUGGAUCUGGGUGAAAGCUAUGAUGGGGAAAAGUAUAUGCUACAAUGCUCUUGCUCAAGUUAA